Colletotrichum karsti is the source of this 501-nucleotide messenger RNA. RefSeq names its product ubiquitin-conjugating enzyme. Gene Ontology annotation, biological process: protein polyubiquitination. Gene Ontology annotation, molecular function: ubiquitin conjugating enzyme activity. Gene Ontology annotation, cellular component: nucleus. The record is from RefSeq and is a predicted model, not a curated record. The transcript is spliced from 2 exons. Lineage: Eukaryota; Fungi; Ascomycota; Sordariomycetes; Glomerellales; Glomerellaceae. Bases 1 to 501 code for a protein of 166 amino acids.
AUGUCUAGCAAGCGUAUCGCCAAGGUACACACCUCCGAACUCACCGAGGUCACCACCGCCCCUCCGCCGGGCAUGACCGUCGCCCUCGCCCGCGACUCGGACCUGCACACCUGGCACGUCACCCUCCAAGGGCCCGAAAACUCCCCCUACGCCGGCGGCGUCUUCGCCGUCAUCGUCGACCUGCCCAAGGACUACCCCUUCAAGGCCCCCGUCGUCAAGUUCGCCACCCGCGUCUACCACCCCAACAUCACAAACGACUCCCUCGGCAACAUCUGCCUCGGCAUGCUCAAGCCAGAGAACUGGAAGCCCGCCACCAAGCUCGCCGCCGUCCUCGAGGCCCUCCGCUCCCUCCUCGUCGAGCCCCAGCCCGACGACCCCCUCGAGACCCGCAUCGCCGAUGAGUACAAGAACCACCGCGCCGACUUCGAGAAGAACGCGAAGAUCUACGUUUCCCGCUACGCCAAGGGCCCCGCCAACUUUUCCGUCCCCGAGGCCAAGUGA